Wallemia ichthyophaga EXF-994 is the source of this 1503-nucleotide messenger RNA. RefSeq lists its product as uncharacterized. Bases 1 to 1503 code for a protein of 500 amino acids. NCBI's taxonomy places the organism in Eukaryota, Fungi, Basidiomycota, Wallemiomycetes, Wallemiales, Wallemiaceae. The transcript has 2 exons. The record is from RefSeq and is a predicted model, not a curated record.
AUGUUAGAAAGGAGAUUGAGUAGCCACCGUAACCGCCAUCUUCACCACCGCCAAUUCUUAUCUGAUGUACUCGGUGAGAGUGAGGGUGAAGGUGGUGAUAGUGGCGGCGAUGGCAGCAGCAGCAGCAACAGCAGCACCGAAACCAACACAGCAGCCACAGCCGCUUCAUCCCCAACGUCUUCGUCUUCUUCACCGUCUUCUUCGUCUUCUUUGUCUUCGUCUUCUUCACCGUCUUCUUCACCGUCUUCUUCUUCCUCUCCCUCCUCCGACAGCACGGAAACUUCGACUAGCUCAAGCUCUUCUGAUAGUUCUAGUAGUUCUGAUAGUUCUGAUAGUUCUAGUAGCUCUAGUAGUUCCAGUAGUUCCAGUUCCAGCAGCUCCAGCAGCUCCAGCAGCUCAUCCACACCUACUCCCUCUCCCACCUCCCACCCCUCCCUCUCCACAGACCCAGACAAUGGCCAAGUCCAUACAGUCACCGCAGAUACUUCCUCCACCUCCUCCACCUCCAACAAUUCCUCCCCCACUCUCUCCACCGGCGCCAUUGCCGGUAUAGCAGCCGGCGGUGCCUGUGCCAUCAUCCUCCUCGCUAUCCUCAUAGGCUGCUGUGUGCGACGCAAGCGCACCCGCACCGUCGUCGACCCCUUCAACCGCUACUCGUUCAAGCACGAGGGUGAGAUGAUUCCCGAUGUCAAUGGGAGUGGCAGUGUGAGUGGGGGCUUGGAUGAGGGUAAUAACGACAUGCAUGUCUCAGCUCAAGGUUUCCGCGACAGCACCCUCUCGGCACCCAACAUGGCAGGUCUGGGCGCUGCAGGAGCAGGUAGCACCAACUACAUGCCCCUCCCGUCACUGCCUGGUCUCGCACACGUGCCGGGCGCUCCUCCGAUCUCGCGCGUUGAGUCCCCGCCACAUGCAAUGCACCCUCGCUCGCCUUUCGACCCAUAUCCACAGCAUAUGCAGCCGAUGCAGAUGCAGAUGCCUUAUAUGCAGCAGAUGCAGCCACCUCAGCCACCUCAGAUACAGCCACCUCACAUGAACCCAAAGCAGAACAUGCAGCCACCGCACAUGCAGCACUUGGUGCACACUGCUCCCCCUUACAAACCACCCUCCCCUAGCUACUUCCCCAACUACAGCGAUGCACUCAUACCCCCACGGCCACCUCUUAUCGAUAGGUCGCCAUCGGUGCAGUCGCACGCGGCACUCGUGUCAUCGGCCUCGCCUUCGCACUCUCCCUCAGAGUCCGUAUCGCCGUCACCGUCACCGUCACCCUCACUCUCACCGCCUAGGUACACGGCUGGAGACAGCAGCAGCAGCGCACUCAACACACCCAACGCAUUCAAUAACCACGUGGACCUUCUCCCUAACCCUUAUGAAAACACCGUCCCAAGUAAAGGCGUAGAUACCACUCAGGCUACUUACAGACCAGCGUAUAGCAACACUAACACUAACAUCAACUCUCGCUACUCUACCUCUCUCAAUCUCGACGACGCCUAUUCGGGUAUUUAG